UGACUUUCUUGGUCGUGUAGACGUUUAAUUUCUAUACGGUAAACAAUUUCUGUAUUUUAAUCUUAAAAUAUUCUUUUGUUAUAAAGGUAUAACCUUGUCGUACCCGUACCCAUAUCAUAUUGGAUUUAAAGUUGUGAACAAUGAAGAAUAGAAGUUUAGCUGGUAAUUGUGGCAUUGGUGUGUUCAUUAUUGCCCUUGUCACAGUGGCAUUGGCAUUUGGCACGCCUAGUUGGCUGGUCAGCGACUCGAGAAUAAGAGGCGCUAAGCUGGACAGACUUGGUUUAUGGAGCCACUGCUUCAGGUCACUCCCUGAUCCAUUAGACCAAUACCAGAGGAGGUUUUUCGUUGGUUGUCGAUGGGUAUAUGAUCCAUUCACUACAGGAUAUGACAGAAUUCGCGGCUACCUACUUCCGGGUUUUAUGAUUGCUACACAGUUUUUCUUUACACUAUGUUUGCUCGGAAUCUUAAUUUCGACCAUUCUGGUAUUAGUAUUCUUUCUCUGCUGUGGUCCAGAUCAAGACAGAUUUGUUUUGUUAAUUAAAUCCAUUGGAUACAUCAUGUUGUUUUCAGGAAUAUGUGGGGCCAUUGCUGUGAUAGUUUUCGCUUGCUUUGGGAACGCGGAUGAAUGGAUGCCGGACCACCCGAAUAAUUAUUUAGGAUGGUCGUUUGGUCUGGGCGUAGUCGGCACUGUUGCUUGCAUCGUCACAUCAGCACUAUUUCUAACUGAAUCCAACAUUCAAAUGAAGAAACGUAAAAGAAUAAAAGAAUCACAAACCCGUUUUGAAAUGGAAUACGAAUCGAAAGCGUAAUUCAGAGUUCAUAAUUGUAAUUGGGUCUCGUUAACGAACGUUUGUUAAUAACCAUAGAGACGUAAUAGUAGUACAGUAUAUGGACCACAGUGUUCAAAACAAAUAUGAACGAACAUAUUUUGACAUUUUUAAUGAAUUUUGUAUGUCAUUGAAAUCAGCUGGUCUAUUUUGGAACUAAUCUCAACGUAGUUAAGUUUAAACUGAAUUAAUCUAUAAAACAUGUUAUUCUUUCAAUGAUCGCUAAAUAUAUAAUUAAUACCUUCGAAACUGCACAAUUAAAUCGGAAUUAGAUUCCAAAGUAGGCCGACUGAUUUCUAAUGGUGUGUUGUGACUAAUAAUAUUUGUAAGGAAUUAUAUAAUUAUUACCUUAUAUACAUAUGACAAUGAGUGUUGUGCCAUUUUUAUGGUAUCACGUGCUUUAAUGUUAACAUUCCAGUGUCUUUGAAGUUUAAAUAGAUUAUUAACAAGAUGUUAUAUUAAUAUUACAAUCUAUUUAUUGUCGUUUUGAUAUGUAUUGACAAGGUAGGCACUAACCUUGUUUCCAUCCACUUUUCUGUAUGAAGUCCCGUGUAAAACGGAAAUGGAGCUUUAUCUAGCAGACCUAGUUUUGGUAAUCACAUUUGAUAGGUAUAAGGAUAGGUAAGAAUUACUUUACAGAGUUUUAUAAUAUUUUAUUGUCAUUAUGAUUUAAAAAAAGAACCUCCCUCAUUGAUAAUGACUCCAAACGUAUAAUAAAUACGCUAUUUUUAAUUUUCAAGUUUUUUCACAUGAGGAAACUAAAAUAAAACACUUAAUAGUGACUAGGUAUUUGUAUGAGUUUUUAGUUUAUGUGAACGAGGGGAUUCGUAUUAUUGAUAAGAUUCGUUUUAGUCUUUUACUUGAUAGGUAUAUUUAUAAUUAAUUUUAGAAUUUUGAUCACAAAUAAUUAUAAUAAUCAAUUAAUCGAUUCUCCCAAAUCAGUUUGGUUCAAAAAAUAAAUUCCAUAAAAGAGUUUAGUUAAGUUAGUCACUUGAUUAAUUAGUGCCAAUAGUGAAAAAAUAUGUAUAAAAUAUGUGUUUAUGGACUUAAACAAUUUUUAGUAUAAAUAUAUGCACUGACUGAUUUACAAACAAAUAUCAUUGAUGAAGUUUUAAUAGAAGAAUUUGCAUUUUCAAUUAGUGCAUUGUUUGAAUAGUUUUGUACAUGCGCCCAAGUAGAAAGUAUGUAAUGCACAACUGAUGAAUUAACGGCUUACACAAGUAUUUCUACUUACGUAUUAUUCAGAAAACAGCAAUUUCAUAUUAAUGUUAAAUAAUAAAAAAAUCAUAUUAAUAAAGAAUGAACAUGAAACUAAAAUGACGGGCGCAUAUAGAAUAGAGCAUGGGAUUUAAAUUUAUUACAUAUAAAAGUAAAAAAAUAUUGCGAUUUCGAAUUCUAUUUGUUUAAGGCCGCUCUAUUUGCGCGUGGAACAAUUUUUUACUUGUUCCCCUAGAAUAUUCGGAAAAAUUCUUAGUAGGUCUCCCUUAUAAAAACAUCUUCUAUUCAAAAGUGUUUAUAUCCAGUCGUUUAUAAGAAAGACUGAUCCAUGGCAUUAUGUGGAAUUGAGCAUAAAGAAAUAAGAGAGAAUAUCUAUACUCCGUUCCAAAAAUUACAAAAA
Molecule: messenger RNA, 2445 nt
Organism: Achroia grisella
Lineage: Eukaryota; Metazoa; Arthropoda; Insecta; Lepidoptera; Pyralidae
Gene: sinu
Exons: 6
Coding region: 141-809 (222 amino acids)
Biological process (GO): septate junction assembly; regulation of tube size, open tracheal system
Cellular component (GO): septate junction; membrane
Source: RefSeq, a predicted model, not a curated record